GCGAGUGGUUUCGGUAGAUGUCAACAUCCGGCGGUCCUCUCUAGUGCUAGUGGCCCGUGGAAGCUCAAGAAAUGGCCCUCACGACUCUAGCCCGGAGUGGUCGACUAGUGGCUCAAAACCAGUCCCUACGGUACGUUUCUACGAAAUCCGGACCUUCUACCGGCAGAAAAGUCAUGUAUUCGUUGUUGGGUACGGCUGGCUUCGGUGCAGCCGGAGUCCUUUAUGCCCUCGAGAACUCGGUGAGCGCGAUGGAACUCGUAGCGCAUGCCCCGAAGUACCAAUGGCCCCACGGUGACUGGAUAGAGAGUUUCGACGCACGUUCGAUCCGUCGCGGUUACGAGGUGUUCAAACAAGUUUGCGCAGCGUGCCACAGUUUGAAGUAUAUCGCCUACCGUAAUUUGGUCGGAGUUUCACACACCGAAGAAGAAGCGAAGGCCGAAGCCGCUGAAGUCAUGGUCACGGAUGGGCCCGACGAGUCGGGCGAGAUGUUCCAGAGGCCAGGGAAGUUGUCAGAUCUCUUCCAGCCACCCUAUCCGAACGAGGAGGCCGCUCGUCACGCGAACAACGGUGCGUACCCCCCUGAUCUGUCGCUCAUCACGAAUGCCCGACAUGGGAAGGAGGACUACCUGUUCGCCUUGCUCACCGGAUACUGUGAUCCUCCGGCGGGCGUUACCAUAAGUGAGGGUCAAGCCUACAACCCGUACUUCCCUGGAGGUGCCAUCGGCAUGCCGCAAAUGCUGUACGACGAAGUGAUCGAGUACUCUGAUGGAACUCCGGCCACAGCCUCACAACUGGCCAAGGAUGUCAGCUGUUUCCUGAAGUGGGCCACGGAGCCUGAACACGAUCAGCGUCAGCGAAUCUUCUGGAGAAUCUUCCCCGUAAUAAGCGUCCUGUUCGUGGCGACCUGGGUCGUGAAGCGUAGCAAGUGGUCCUCGUUGAAGACACGGAAGAUCGUUUUCACGCCCAAGAAAUACGAUUAGAUGACUUACAUACUGUAAUCCGAGCGACGCCGGAGUGGCGAGGAGAUGCCGCGUUUAAUUUAUGCACGAGUUCCUCGCGAAUAUCCUACAUCAGCGAGCCCGGCCCUGGAAGCAAUCGGACGCUAAGCGUGGGGACACGGACAAGGAAAUCGUGGAUUCUUAGCUAGAGAACCUUGGAUUGGGGCUUUCUCUCCUGGAGAAAAACGUUCGCAUCUUCCUCGAGAGAGGCGAUAGUUUACAUAAAAACUGUUACUCA
Galendromus occidentalis (western predatory mite) is the source of this 1236-nucleotide messenger RNA. It is a transcript of the gene Cyt-c1, whose product is annotated as Cytochrome c1. The coding region runs from base 72 to 980 and encodes 302 amino acids. Gene Ontology annotation, biological process: mitochondrial electron transport, ubiquinol to cytochrome c. The transcript has 4 exons. The record is from RefSeq and is a predicted model, not a curated record. NCBI's taxonomy places the organism in Eukaryota, Metazoa, Arthropoda, Arachnida, Mesostigmata, Phytoseiidae. Gene Ontology annotation, cellular component: respiratory chain complex III. Gene Ontology annotation, molecular function: electron transfer activity; heme binding.